Acanthosepion pharaonis is the source of this 990-nucleotide messenger RNA. NCBI's taxonomy places the organism in Eukaryota, Metazoa, Mollusca, Cephalopoda, Sepiida, Sepiidae. The record is from the annotation of a GenBank genome assembly.
AUGAAAUACCGGGUCCCCAACAUAUACGGUGGGGUGGGGAAAUGUGGAGGAAACAUUUUUUUUCUUCUAAACACUUCUUUCGAAACGGAUUUUAGAAGAACUUUCUAUGUAUCGAACAUUUCGCAUCUGGAGAUUUUAUUGUUAUAUCUAUCUUUAUUCAUAUUUUCAUCUAUCUAUCUAUCUAUCUACCUAUCUAAUUCAAUUCACAUAUAUAUCGCAUAUCUAUCUAUCACAUCUAUCUAUCUAUCUAUCUAUCUAUCUCAUCAUCUAUCUAUCUAUCUAUCAUUCAAUUCAAUUCACAUAUAUAUCAGUUCAUCUAUCAUCUAUCCAUAUUUAUCUAUCCAUCUAUCUCAUUCAAUUCACAUAUCGCAUUCAAUUCAUUUUAGUCAUUAUCUAUCUAUCUUAAUAUCUAUCUAUCUAUCUAUCUAUCUAUCUAUCUAUCUAUCUAUCUAUCUAUCUAUCAUUCAAUUCACAUAUAUCGCAUUCAGUUCACUAUCUAUCUAUCUAUCUAUCUAUCUAUCUAUCUAUCUAUCUAUCUAUCUCAUUCAAUUCACAUAUAUCGCAUUCAGUUCACUAUCUAUCUAUCUAUCUAUCUAUCUAUCUAUCUAUCUUUUCACAUAUAUCGCAUUCAAUUCAUAUUUAACUCAUCUGAUCAUUAUCAUUCAUUCAUCUAUCUAUCUAUCUAUCUAUCUAUCUAUCUAUCUAUCUAUCUUAAGAUUCAUAUCUAUUGGAUUUAAUUUAUAUCUAAAUUUGUUCACUAUCUAUCUAUCUAUCUAUCUAUCUAUCUAUCUAUCUAUCUAUCUCAUACAAUUAAUAUCUAUCUAUCUAUCUAUCUAUCUAUCUAUCUAUCUAUCUAUCUAUCUAUCUAUCUAUCUCAUUCAAUUCACAUAUAUCGCAUUCAAUCCAUAUUUAGCUCAGUCUGAUCAUUAUCUAUCUAUCUAUCUAUCUAUCUAUCUAUCUAUCUAUCUAUCAAUCUAUCUUCCUAAAUAA